AUGCUCGCUACUGUUCCACGGCCGCUCGGGUCGAUCGUAUCUCUUCGUCUCCGGCCGCCGAGCGUUUCGGGGAAGCUGAUUAAGUUGCAAGUCUACGCGGAGACAGACGACAGGCGAGCCGGCCGCUCGCCGCUCCAUUGUGAGCUUCCCCGAAACCAGAUUCACUCACAUUCAGUAUGUUUAUUACGCGGCCCCGAUGCGCUGCACGGCUGCGCCACGCACAUGAUGCGAUUAGCGACGCCCCUC
Iphiclides podalirius (scarce swallowtail) is the source of this 246-nucleotide messenger RNA. The record is from the annotation of a GenBank genome assembly. Lineage: Eukaryota; Metazoa; Arthropoda; Insecta; Lepidoptera; Papilionidae.